Messenger RNA from Andrographis paniculata, 975 nucleotides. RefSeq names its product protein ELF4-LIKE 4. The record is from RefSeq and is a predicted model, not a curated record. Gene Ontology annotation, biological process: entrainment of circadian clock; positive regulation of circadian rhythm. Lineage: Eukaryota; Viridiplantae; Streptophyta; Magnoliopsida; Lamiales; Acanthaceae. The coding region runs from base 385 to 726 and encodes 113 amino acids. The transcript has 2 exons.
UAUGAUGAUGAUUGAAGAAAAAGGGGCAACAGAUAGAUGAAUGAAUGAAUUAAUGGAGGGUGGAGCGAAUCCCGCAGCUGCUGCGAAGUAAACGAGGCGAAAGGGACGUUCCAUCCCUUUUCCAACCCCACGGAGAAGGAGGAGGAAUCGAAUCUCCCUUCCCUCCCAUUCGUCACCUCUUUCUUCUUUCGUCUUGUCAAAUCCCUAAUAAGAACCCGGAGAGGAUUCCCCCUCUCUUCGGUUCAUCAUUUCAGGUCCCCAAACGGUUUUGAUUGAUUUCUCCCAACAUUCUUCAAGUGGAUAAAGAAAAAACUCAGAAUAAUUGCCUUGAAUUUCGAGCUAUACUGUGGUUUGGAUCCACUUUCAUGAAUGAACUAAAAGGCAAUGGAAGACGAUAUAUUUUCCGGCAUCGCCAAUACUUCAGGGGUUGAAAGCAAGGUUCUUCAGACAUUCCAGAAAAACUUCGUGCAGGUCCAAACCAUAUUAGAUCAGAACAGACUGUUAAUCAACGAGAUCAACCAGAAUCACGAGUCAAAGAUCCCCGACAACUUGACUCGAAAUGUGGGCUUGAUUAAAGAGCUGAACAACAACAUCAGAAGGGUGGUCCACAUCUAUACCGAUCUCUCAAGCAAUUUUUCCAAAUCGAUGGAGGCUUCCUCUGAAGGCGAGUCGGCUGGGACAACGAAAUCCGAUGGGAGAGGUGGACAGAAGAGGGGUAGGUCUUAAUAAGGGCCGGCAGGUAUGACGAAUCUGAGUAGUCUUUGCUAUGGGAUUUGGCUGAACUAUACUCGACAAUGAGUGUCUUCUUGCAUAGUGGGAUGGAUCGAUUUUCCUUAGACGUUUUAAUUGCAUGACAUUCUUGAUCGAGUUACAUGCUUUGAUUCCUUUGUUGCUUCUACAUGGAACUGUGCCGAUACUGAUUCUUGCACCUGCUAUGUUUUUAGCUUGAUGAAUAAAGCAGUAGAAGUUCACAAA